UAUGGCAUAAUCAGUUGACAAUGCUCUAUCUUCUGGUUAUUUUACUAGGUACUAUCAGUUUUGUUGUACCUGAGAAGGAUAAAAUCCACUUGUGUGCUCAGCUUAGUCCGAGAUCGCUGGGUAUUGGACAGCACUGUCUAUCGAAUUGUGAAGGUGUUUGCAACCCUCGUAUUGCCAUUCCGGGUACCAUUGUAAUGCGUGUGGAUGAUGUCGGACCUAUACGUAGUGACUGCGGUAACGGAAAGCAGCGUUACAUGUGCAUAAGCACUCCUCCAACUCCUCACGGUUAUCCUCUAUGUACUAUACUAGAUCCCAGUUACUAUAAGGACACUUCUGCGGCUUGCUGGACCGGGUGCUUAGAUCACAAGUGUCCGGAAGGCAUGACUGCUAAGAAAAGCCAUCGCACGAAUUUUGGUUGUUUCGAUAGCAACUUGCGAGUAUUGUGCGUGCCCUGACCUCAGUUCUCCUUGUUCUGAGGCACGUUGAUCCUCAUGGGCAUGCUCCUGGGCUGGACGAAGGUCCUGAUCUUGCGGGCCUCAACGGACCUCACGCGAACUACGCGGGAGUGGAUAGCACAUGAGACACAGUAGCACUGCUUGAUGUACAACUUGGG
Babesia bovis T2Bo is the source of this 613-nucleotide messenger RNA. RefSeq lists its product as uncharacterized. NCBI's taxonomy places the organism in Eukaryota, Apicomplexa, Aconoidasida, Piroplasmida, Babesiidae. The record is from RefSeq and is a predicted model, not a curated record. The transcript is spliced from 7 exons. Bases 21 to 455 code for a protein of 144 amino acids.